Hyalella azteca is the source of this 897-nucleotide messenger RNA. RefSeq lists its product as uncharacterized. The transcript has 6 exons. The coding region runs from base 1 to 897 and encodes 298 amino acids. The record is from RefSeq and is a predicted model, not a curated record. Lineage: Eukaryota; Metazoa; Arthropoda; Malacostraca; Amphipoda; Hyalellidae.
AUGGAUGACUUCCUCUCCAAGUCCUCGUCUCAGAGAUCAGAGAAGUGCCAGCGGGUGACCACACAACCGCAGGCCUUCAAGACCACUUCAGUACUCUGGAUGGCUUCUCACAAUGGCCAUCAGCGAGCGGGGCCGCUGUUGCUGUUAACGAUAGUUACGCUGCUUGGAACGGCCGCAGACGCCGUGGUGUUUCAGACGAUCAUGAUGAACGUGACCGUACUUCGUACAGACCUAAACAUGACGGCAUCAGCGGCGUGUGAGUGCAAGGCGAAGUGCUUCGUGCUGCCCAAGUGCAGCGCUGCAUCGUAUGACAUUACGACGUCGGUGUGCAGCAUGACGUACGACGCUCCUUGCAACGUCACGACAACAUUUGCUCCUGGCGUCAUCAGCCUCUUCAAGUUCGCUUAUAAAAGAGCGCGUCGUCCUCCCCAGACCACUUCAGUACUCAGGAUGGCUUCUCACAAUGGCCAUCAGCGAGCGGGGCCGCUGUUGCUGUUAACGAUAGUUACGCUGCUUGGAACGGCCGCAGACGCCGUGGUGUUUCAGACGAUCAUGAUGAACGUGACCGUACUUCGUCCAGACCUAAACAUGACGGCAUCAGCGGCGUGUGAGUGCAAGGCGAAGUGCUUCGUGCUGCCCAAGUGCAGCGCUGCGUCGUAUGACAUUGCGACGUCGGUGUGCAGCAUGACGUACGACGCUCCUUGCAACGUCACGACAACAUUUGCUCCUGGCGUCAUCAGCCUCUUCAAGUUCGUUAUUCGAGAAGCAAUUAUCACUAAAGGCACAACGAGCAACGGAUCUCCCGACAACCUGAAGAAGAUGUGCGGUGCAGAAGGCGGGGUUCCGCUCAUCAUCAACACCAAGCAACUGNUCUAUGAUGGAACACAAAUGAUUUAA